Messenger RNA from Pistacia vera, 1234 nucleotides. RefSeq names its product protein BONZAI 1-like. The record is from RefSeq and is a predicted model, not a curated record. Bases 115 to 843 code for a protein of 242 amino acids. Gene Ontology annotation, molecular function: calcium-dependent phospholipid binding. Gene Ontology annotation, cellular component: plasma membrane. NCBI's taxonomy places the organism in Eukaryota, Viridiplantae, Streptophyta, Magnoliopsida, Sapindales, Anacardiaceae. The transcript has 7 exons. Gene Ontology annotation, biological process: cellular response to calcium ion.
GACAUCACUUUUGCCUUGUAGGUUCUCAAAAGUCAGUUGUUUAUUGAUAAGUUUAUUGAGAAAGAACAAUAUAGUUUUCUGGAUUAUAUUUCUAGUGGCUUUGAGCUAAAGUUUAUGGUUGCAGUUGACUUUACAGCUUCAAAUGGAAAUCCUCGAAAUCCAGACUCUUUGCACUACAUUGACCCUUCAGGCCGAUUGAAUUCUUACCAGCAGGCUAUAAUGGAAGUAGGGGAGGUCAUACAAUUUUAUGAUUCUGACAGACGCUUUCCUGCUUGGGGAUUUGGAGGGAGAACAGUUGAUGGUACUAUAUCACAUUGUUUUAACCUGAAUGGAAGUGCCAGUGACUUUGAGGUUGAAGGAGUUGAAGGCAUCAUGGCUGCUUACGGGAAUGCUCUCCACAAUGUUUCUCUGGCAGGACCCACUUUAUUCGGUCAGGUGAUAAACGUGGCUGCACAAAUUGCUGGUCAGUCCACCUCAGGUGACAGAAGCAAGUAUUUUGUCUUGCUCAUUAUAACGGAUGGAGUUGUGACAGAUCUUCAAGAAACCAAAGAUGCUUUGGUGAGAGCAUCUGAUCUUCCCCUUUCAAUUCUUAUCGUUGGAGUGGGACGUGCAGAUUUUACACAAAUGGAGAUUCUUGAUGCUGAUAAGGGUCAUCGGUUAGAAAGCUCUACAGGUCGGGUAGCUACGCGAGACAUCGUACAAUUUGUUCCAAUGCGAGAAGUUCAAAGAGGACAAAUUUCUGUUGUUCAAGCACUUUUGGAAGAGUUGCCCGGACAGUUUUUGAGCUACAUGCGAUGUAGAGAUAUCAAACCAUUCAAUCUUCACGUGGCCGAAACUCCUUGAAAAACCACCAAAAUUUCAAAAUUAGAGUAAAUAUGUUAGUAUUAUAAUAACUGUUCAGAAGUAGUAGGAAUUGAUGGUAUAGAUAUUAGGAAACUAGGUUUUGUUUUUUGUUUAUAUAUAUAUAUAUAUAUAUAUAUAUAUUGGGGGUGUCCGGAUCAGCUUGCGUGUACUUUAAUUAAUCUCUGGAGGCUCUAGAACUAUCGGUCGGGUAAGAGUUCUAAUGGUUACCCCAAUUAGUAGCUAUGAGGACUCAAACUCAAGAGAUCAUGUUAGAUCCUCCUCUUGUUCUUUUACCAUCAAAGGGUCUCGGAAUUUCUAUAGCUACAUUUCAUGAUUUGAGCAGGUGUAAAUAUUUGAUUGUUUGUAUAUGAUAUGAAUUAUAUGUUUUUUA